AUGACCACUCCCAACUCUCCGGAGGCAGUGGCCGAUUCGGCUAAUGGCUCCGCCACCGCGUAUGGCACGCGAUCGAGAGGUCGUAAUGCUCCUCGGCCUAAUUACGCCGAGGACCGUGAUUUAGACGCGGAUAUCGAUCUCUCUGCGCCAAACUCAAAGUCUGCCAAACGGCACAGUGGCGUAGCACUCAACAACAUUGUCAAUGGCGCUAAUGUGGAUGAGAAAACCUCAACGCAACCAAAAAAGGGCCUGCCCAACGGUCAGAACGCAAAUGGAUCGGCCAAAGAUGCCAUUCCAGGCACCUCUUCAUUUUCUGCCAGACCUGAGGAUGCAAAUGGAUCUAAUUUGAGAAAACGUAAACAACCCGCCAGCACGCCAAGUUCGACCCCCAACUCGGGCUCUGUGAAGAAAAUCUUCACUUCCCCUCCAGGGGAUGACGAGGGAGGUUAUUUCACCAAUAUGGUGAGUUUCGAAAACCACGGACCUUAUCUCCAGGAUGGCCAAUUAAUAGCCGACGAUGGCACCACUUUUGCCCUCAAUGAUCAUGUUUAUUUAAUUUGCGAACCUCCGGGGGAGCCAUAUUAUUUAGCCCGCAUCAUGGAAUUUCUUCCAUCCAAAACAAAGCCGGGUGGCUUGAUUGAGGCUAUGAGAGUCAACUGGUACUACCGUCCACGAGAUAUCCAGCGCCAUUCUCCCGAUAGUCGAUUUGUUUUUGCUUCAAUGCACUCCGACACCUGUCCCCUUUCUUCAUUACGGGGCAAGUGUGACAUUCGACACGUGUCAGAGAUUGAGGACGUCAGUUGUUACAAGAAGACCAGGAACAGUUUCUGGUACGACAAAAUGUUCGAUCGAUAUAUCCAUCGCCUUUAUGAUGUCAUUCCGACCAAAGAUAUCAUUAAUGUUCCGAGCAACGUCAAGAAGGUUCUCGAUGAACGCUGGAAAUUUAUUCUUGUCGAGAUUGGCAAAGGGAAAGAAUUGACCGGGGCCGUCAAGACGUGCAAGCGAUGCCGUUUAUAUGCUGCAAACUCCGAAUCCGUUGACUGCGCGGUUUGCAAUUCAACAUAUCACAUGCACUGUGUACGACCCGCCUUAACCAAGAAACCAGCUCGAGGCUUUGCUUGGGCUUGUGCCGCUUGCAGUCGCGCCCAAGAGCGUAAACUCGAGGCACGCAACACACCAUUAACUGGCGGCAUCCGAACAGAUGGCGAAGAUGUGAUCAUGGAAGAAGAGGAGGAAGAGGAUCCCCAUAAUCAUGCAAAUGGUAUAGAAAACGGCACCUCCGCCAGCACUCCCGCGGCAGAGGAAAAUUUCAUGCCUCAGCCCGCAACCGUGGAACAGAUUGCACAGGCCAAAAUGUGGCCUUAUCGAUACCUGGGUAUUCACUGCCGCGUGGAGGAUGCUCUGGACUACGAUGAUCGAAUUUACCCCCGAGCUAGCUCACGUCUAGGAACACGACACCAGGCAUUGGUCCCCGCUUGGCCCGGCCGCCCAGUUGAAUACGUGAAGCCUCUUGAUGCGAAGAAGAAAUCAAAGGUCCCCGGUGGCAAAAAGGAUGGCAAGCUCUCUAAGGAUGCGCAGGCAGCAAUGGAGGCUGCAAAGCGCGAGAGGGCGAACCGACCACCAUGGGUUCAAGAUGAGCCAGCGGGAUACAUACAUCGUGGUCUGGACGAACCGGUCACAAUAAAUGGAAAGCAGACACGCACAGCUGAACUUCAGUUCAAAAUGCCGGGUCCCGAUCAGAUCCCCGCCCGUGGCGAAGAUGAUGCACCAGGCUCUCAUUUAAGCGUUGAAGACCGGGAAAAGUUCAUCGAUGACUAUAUGCGGCAAGCCAAGGAACUGGCCCCUGGUAUUGGAGUUGAGAAAUACUCCACGAAUUUCCUCGACAGAGCCCUUGCACUUCUUUACUCUGAGAGCUUCGAUGUUCAGGCUGCUCUGGCUAAGCUGAAGAAAACCAACAAGUACAAGGAUCUUAAAGAGCCUCACAUUCGACCGGAGGAACUCAAGCUAUUCGAACAGGGUGUCGCUAAGUAUGGAUCCGAAUGGCGCAAUAUCAUGAAACACGUCAAGACAGUCCACAUCUAUCAGAUCGUCCGUUUCUACUACAUGUGGAAGAAAACCCCCAGCGGCCGGAAGAUUUGGGGCAGUUAUGAAGGCAGACGCGGCAAGAAGGAAGUACGUCGCCAAAGUGUAAUUUCCUCCAAACUCGUCGACGACGUGGCCGAUGAUCACGAUGAUUCCGCGUUCGACUCCGAGAAAGCCAUUGUUCAGAAGCGUGGAUUCCAUUGCAAGUUCUGCUCCACCCGCCAUUCACGACAGUGGCGCCGUGCGCCGCUUGUUCCACCAGGCACCGUUAUUCCGUCCGAGCCCUCAAACAAGAAAGACAAAGGCCCUAUGCUCACCGUUGCGCUCUGUCUUCGCUGUGCUCUGCUAUGGCGGAAGUACGGAAUUCAAUAUGAAGACGUCGAUGAAGUUGCAAAGAGGAUUGCAAGCAGUGGUAACAAGUCAUGGCGACGCCGCAUCGAUGAGGAAAUGCUCGCACAACUGAUUGUAGCUACCGAAACCCCGUUCACAAUCACCCCUGCUACGGCAACUACGGCAACUGCCAUGAGUAUUCCGCUUGAUACAAACCCUCGUCUCAUAAUGGAUGGAAAAGUGGAUGGCAAGGUGGAUGGCAAGGUGGAUGGCAAGGUGGAUGGAAAGAUGGAAGGAAAGGUAGAUGCGACGAAAAAGAAGGCCAAGGACACCCCCGCACCAUCAGCCGCGACAUCUGUCGAGCCUAUGCCGAAGAAGAAGACAGCCCCCGAGAAGGUGGUGGAAGCUCCACCAAUUGUUCCUGACCCACCAAAGGCCAAGACUCUUCCUUGUUCAAUCUGCAACAAAGUCGAGCCUUUGGGCGAAGAGCAUCUUUCAUGCCGGGAUUGCCGUUUGACAGUCCAUCGCAAUUGCUACGGGGUACGGGAUUCACGCGCCAGCAACAAAUGGCUGUGUGAUAUGUGCUCCAACGACCGCACUCCGUCAAUAUCUACAAACUAUACAUGCGUCCUUUGCCCAGUCUCAUGGACCGAGCACGAUCUCAUGGAGACGCCCAAGAACAACUCCCGGAAGAAGACCGAGCGUGACAAGGAAAAGGAGCGUAUGGAGAAGGAGAUGGUUGCCGAGGCAAUCAAACUCUACCGCCAGCGACAGGAGGCCGUUGGCAAGCCUGUCGGUCCUCGAGAACCUUUGAAGCGCACUGCAGGCAACAACUGGGCCCACGUGCUUUGCACCUUGUUCACUCCGGAGUUGAAGUAUGGCGAUGCGGAGGAGCUUGAGCCCGCGGAAGGAUUCGGAUCUAUUCCCAAGGAGCGGUGGCGUGAGACGUGUAAGGUUUGCAAGUCAAGUAAGGGCGCAUGUAUACCAUGUAGCUUUGCUGGCUGCAAUGCUCACUUCCACGUGGGCUGUGCUUUCCAAGCACACUACCGGUUCGGCUUCGAUAUAACACCCGUGAAGAGCUCGCGCCGUGAUAGCAUGCGAGCUAUUCGUCUGGGAGAAGAUGUUGGAGCAGCAACACCUGCCGUUUAUUGUCCAAAUCACAACGUGCCAACUGUUUUGCACGAAAUUGGUGAGCAGACAAACCAGGACCAUUUGAACGCCCUCCAGUUGUUCGCCCAGACCUAUAAACAGGCUGAUCUUACCCUCACUGGAACUGUUCGCAAGGCAGCGUACAUGCAUCAACAAUCUGUUGGAGCUCCGCCACACCCACCCACAAACGCGAACCGCCGGGCGUCGACAACUACUACGCCAGCUUCCAAGGAUACCCCAAAAGUUCAACCGGUUCUGGACGAGGUGACUGAAGAUCCCAUGGACAUCGAUACCGACAACCAUGUUGCACCACGACCGGUAGCUCCUGGCGUGGAGACUAACCGCAAAUGCGUCCGUUGUGCCACAGGCUUUAGUCCCAGAUGGUGGGCCAUUGGGCGACGACCUCCCAUGGUUAAUGGCUCAGGACACCCUCAUCAUGUACCCCAAGGUGGCUUCCCUCAGCACAAUGGAGAUCCUUGCGAACUGGCAUACGAAUGUCAUAAAUGUCACUUGAAGAACCCGGCGCCUCCUCCUCCGCCUGUACCCGAACCUACGCCCGACCAACGGCCUUCACCCUACUCUGCCCAACGUCCCAUGAUACCCACUUCACGAAUGCCCGGUCAUGCAGGUCAUCCGAGCCAUGCAGGCCAUGCAGGCCACACAUUUUUGCCCCACCCGCAUCCACACCAACACCCGCAUCCUCCUCCCCCAGGUAGCGUGCUCGGGCGCCCGAUGGCUCCUGCUCACCCACCCAGUGGACAUCCCGGACCAGGAUACACUGGACCAUACGAGCAACGCCUCACGCCCGACGUCGGUCUUCGCAACGGCAUGUCGCCAUCUCCUUAUCCCCAGGCACAGCCACCUCCCCAUCACAUGAAUAACUACCCGCCACCCCAUCCUGCAGGACCGCCACCUCAACACUAUACCAGCGCUGGGCCUUCGGGACCACCACCGCCCGUCCGCAUCCCCCCAAUCGUGCAAGCGACAACGAUCAACCGGUCACCCCAGAACUCCCUGAGUGCCCUCAAUGGCGGUCCACCUCCUCGCAUGUACUCUGUCGAGCGUGUGAUAGGAGCUCCCUCUCACUCACCGCCAGUGACGCAGGCACGUAUUGACCCCCGGGGACCAACCGCCACCCCUCCUACUCGACCGGAAGAUACACCACCUUCCCUGAUGGGCGGGCCACCAAGCAGUCGGCACUCUGGGGUCAAUGGCACAACUGCUGGGACUGGAGCGAGCGCAAGCCCAUCGCUCAAGAAUCUUCUCUCAUAA
Penicillium coprophilum is the source of this 4833-nucleotide messenger RNA. Its product is annotated as DNA-binding E3 ubiquitin-protein ligase SNT2. The record is from RefSeq and is a predicted model, not a curated record. Gene Ontology annotation, molecular function: chromatin binding; ubiquitin-protein transferase activity. Lineage: Eukaryota; Fungi; Ascomycota; Eurotiomycetes; Eurotiales; Aspergillaceae. The transcript has 3 exons. The coding region runs from base 1 to 4833 and encodes 1610 amino acids. Gene Ontology annotation, biological process: histone catabolic process. Gene Ontology annotation, cellular component: Lid2 complex.